Messenger RNA from Acipenser ruthenus (sterlet), 2226 nucleotides. RefSeq names its product phosphoribosyl pyrophosphate synthetase-associated protein 2 (gene prpsap2). The record is from RefSeq and is a predicted model, not a curated record. Gene Ontology annotation, biological process: purine nucleotide biosynthetic process; 5-phosphoribose 1-diphosphate biosynthetic process. The transcript has 11 exons. Gene Ontology annotation, cellular component: ribose phosphate diphosphokinase complex; cytoplasm. Bases 207 to 1280 code for a protein of 357 amino acids. Lineage: Eukaryota; Metazoa; Chordata; Actinopteri; Acipenseriformes; Acipenseridae. Gene Ontology annotation, molecular function: ribose phosphate diphosphokinase activity; magnesium ion binding.
AAAAAAAUAAUGUUUUUGGUUGGCUUGAAGCAACGUCAAUCAAUGACGCAUAGUGACUGGUUGGACCCGGGAAGACAGGGUACUGGUAGCCGUAGGGCUGGUUAACAGCUUAAUAAAAUAUCACAAACUGGCAGGGGGCAGUACCACCGAGCCAAAGGUCAAGUUUUACCAACCAAGUGUUGCCCAGGGUCAAGACAGAUUCAGCCAUGAAUGCCCCCAAGGGUGGGCUGGUUAUAUUUACAGCCAACUCCAACCCUUCUUGCAUGGAGCUUGGAAAGAGGAUUUCAGAGCGUCUUGGUGUGAUGCUUGGUAAAGUGCAGGUUUACCAAGAGACAAACAGGGAAACGAGAGUGCAGAUCCAGGAGUCUGUAAGAGGGAAAGACAUCUUCAUCAUUCAGACAGUUUCCAAAGACGUCAACACUGCGAUCAUGGAGCUCCUUAUCAUGGUGUAUGCCUGCAAGACCUCCUGUGCACGUAGUAUCAUUGGGGUCAUUCCCUACUUCCCCUACAGCAAGCAGUGCAAGAUGAGGAAAAGAGGCUCCAUCGUGUCCAAGUUACUGGCGUCCAUGAUGUGCAAAGCUGGACUAAAUCACCUGAUAACGAUGGAUUUGCAUCAGAAAGAAAUUCAGGGUUUCUUUAACAUCCCGGUAGACAAUCUGAGAGCAUCGCCAUUCCUCUUGCAGUACAUUCAAGAAGAGAUUCCUGACUAUAGAAAUGCAGUAAUUGUGGCCAAAUCUCCGUCUUCAGCUAAAAGGGCACAGUCCUUUGCUGAGCGGUUGCGGUUGGGGAUUGCAGUGAUUCAUGGGGAAGCCCAAGAUGCAGAGUCUGACCUGGUGGAUGGGCGUCACUCUCCACCAGCUGUCAAAAACAUAGGGGCCAUUCACCCCAGCCUGGAUAUACCCUUGCUAAUUCCAAAGGAAAAACCACCUAUCACAGUUGUGGGAGAUGUUGGUGGGAGGAUAGCCAUUAUAGUGGACGACAUUAUUGAUGAUGUUGACAGCUUUUUAGCUGCUGCCGACACACUUAAGGAGAGAGGGGCUUACAAAAUCUACGUGAUGGCAACUCACGGCAUCUUAUCCUGCCAUGCCCCGCGGUUGAUAGAAGAAUCAGCAAUUGAUGAGGUGGUAGUGACCAACACCAUCCCUCAUGAAAUCCAGAAGCUGCAGUGCCCCAAGAUCAAGACUGUGGACAUCAGCAUGAUCCUGUCUGAAGCCAUUCGACGGAUCCACAAUGGGGAAUCCAUGUCCUACCUCUUCAGGAAUAUCGGGGUGGAUGAUUGAAACCUUCCUUUCAAGCCAAACUCAAGUGUACUGACUUACGUGUGUGUGUGUGUAUGAUAGGAAUUUUUAAUUAAGAGGGGCCAAUUUUGUUAAAAGGAUAAAAAAAACGAAGAAAUUACAGGUAGACUGUUUUUUUGGUUGCACUGUGAGGGUUGUACAUGUUCCAAAGCAGCAGUGCAGUGGAGAAUGAAUGGAGAGAUUGUUGUAGUGGACUUGCGCAUUUGAAAGACAAAACUUUGGGGGUGUCAAGGACAGGUCUAUAACAAUUGAUAAAUUCUUAUUGUUACGCAUCAAAGCCUAUAUCCCUGGAGCAAACCGGGGAGAAAUCAACUUGAAUAGUUACGUAUGUUAAGUAGUUUCAAUGCCUUCCGAGCUGGGAUCAGGGCAAGGUAACCAGUGCCAAAAGCUUGGUAUAGAAUUUGAAUAUUUUCAAUAUUAUUAUUAUUUUUUUUAUUUAUUUAAGAGUGGUCUCAAACAAGCUUUUGGACUAAUUUGUGAUUGUUGAUAAUAGUAAUGCAUACAAAUAAAAAAAAAAAGCAUAUUCAAGGGAUAACAAAAUAAACUUGUCAAAACUAUUUGUUUGGUAAUAACCUGUACUGGAGAUACUAGUAUUGAAUUACUAGGCUGCAUUUAACAUUUGGCUGGUACACUCCUUAUGUACUGCUUACAUUAGGAACCAGGAAUACUUAAAACAUUUAAUUGCUGAAUGGAAUCAACACAUUUUAUUAUUUCAUUUUUUUAUAUAAUCUGAUUAGAAGUUGAGACUGGAGCUUUGAGCUUGUGAUGUGUUUCACGCCUUCUGUGUAUUGUUGGAUACGAGUGGUAGCUGUAGAAACUUUCAAGCUUAUUAAUAAUGCAGUUUGUAUGUUUUUAAUAGCUAAUUCAAGGGAAACUUUUGUAUUUAUAUUCUGCAAACGAAAAGAAAAAUAAUAAAAUGUUAAAAUUU